Lathyrus sativus (Indian pea) is the source of this 357-nucleotide messenger RNA. NCBI's taxonomy places the organism in Eukaryota, Viridiplantae, Streptophyta, Magnoliopsida, Fabales, Fabaceae. The record is from the annotation of a GenBank genome assembly.
AUGUGUUGUGCUAGGUUAUCUCAGAUGAUGAUGGUGACAAUGUUUGAGCAUGUUGGUUGUCGUUUUUGCGGUAUUUCCUUAGAGGGUGGUAUUUCCAUUUCAAGUGUUAAGUCAGGUGCAACUUCAAGAAAAUUCAAGUCAGUCAACAUCCUAUUUUCAGAAUUUCUCAGAAACUUCUCCAACCUGGAGAUUCUCAGUAACACUUCCUUCAUUGGUCAUAUUAUUGCCUUUAGCCGGAUAAUUUGGGAAAAAAUAUUCUCUGCAAUCAUCAGAUGUCAUCUUUUCAAUCAAUGGCUGCUCGUUCAUCUCCUUUGUAAGCUCAUCAUCAUUCAGAUCAAAAUUACGAGUAUGACUUGA